AUGGGGCUGUCGCAAUCUGAAAAAUCUAUCACUGGAAACUUUCCUUUUGAUGUAACUUUGGACUUUCCUCCAGAUGGAGACUUCUAUGUUUUCCUUCGUCAUUGUGUUUUGUUGUUGAAUAAACGUGACAUGGAGAAGUUCCUAGUCUUACUUUGGAGGAUUUGGUAUCGAAGAAAUAAGAUUAUCCAUGACAAUCGGGUUCUCAAUGAUGAAGGCAUCCUGGGUUGGUCCCUUGAUUUUUACCAGCGGUACUUUGAAGCUAAUGGGCUGCCUGUGCAUGUCGUUAAGUUGGGCAGGGGGCCAAAUUCGAUCCCGGUGACUAUUCCUUGGCGGUCUCCAGCGAUGGGCAAAGUCAAACUUAACUGCGAUGCCAGCCUUGACGUGGUGGGUAUGAAAAUCGGGUGUGGUGCUGUUGUCCAUGACUCUAGUGAUUUUUCCCUUGCGUCUACUGCUGUUCCUUUCUCUUCCUCGAUGGCUGCCCCUGUUGCUGAAGCAAUGGCAAUCCUACAGGGGCUACUUCUUUGUUAUCGGCUGGGUUACCAUCAUGUGGAGGUUGAAACGGACUGCAAGCGAGUUUGUCAAGCUCUCUCAAGUAAAACACCUUUGGUUGCAGAGUUUGGUACUGUUAUUUUGGAUUGUCUUUCUCUUUGUAAUAGCAUCGAUGUUAUUAGCUUUUCUGGAGUGCCAAUUAAUUAG
This is a messenger RNA of Humulus lupulus (European hop), 696 nucleotides long. RefSeq lists its product as uncharacterized. The coding region runs from base 1 to 696 and encodes 231 amino acids. NCBI's taxonomy places the organism in Eukaryota, Viridiplantae, Streptophyta, Magnoliopsida, Rosales, Cannabaceae. The record is from RefSeq and is a predicted model, not a curated record. The transcript has a single exon. Gene Ontology annotation, molecular function: nucleic acid binding; RNA-DNA hybrid ribonuclease activity.